AAUAUUUUACCUGUUUAGUGCUUCUUGUUGUGUUCUUGCUUGUCCUCUCUCUCUCGGAAAAUCUUUAAUUUACUUUUUCAGUAUUUUCCUCUUCUCUCUCUCUCUCUAUCUGUCUCACAAAGAAUCUCGAGAUUGAUGUCUGAGAGAAAGACCCCUCUCUCUACUUAGCUCUCUUGCUUUGCUCUUUUUCUUCACUUUCUUCCAUCUUCUCCUCUUCGAAGAGCAAAUGAAAACCAAAACUCUUUUCCCCAAACACUCUCUCCUCAUGAACUUCGCAGGAGGCUCUCUCCACUCAGAGGCCUUACCCGUCUAAAUCAAUCCCUAACAUUUCUCCUCCAUCUGGGUCUCGAUUAUUUCACUUAAAGUAUCGAUUUUUAUUCUCUCUUUUGAUUUCCCGACUUGGAAUUAUGAUGGCUCACUCCAUGGACGACAGAGACUCCCCGGAUAAGGGAUUCGAUUCCGGCAAGUACGUUAGGUACACACCGGAGCAAGUCGAAGCUCUCGAGAGAGUUUACGCCGAGUGUCCUAAACCUAGCUCUCUCCGAAGACAACAGCUCAUUCGAGAAUGCCCGAUUCUCUGCAACAUCGAGCCUCGACAGAUCAAAGUUUGGUUCCAAAACCGCAGGUGUCGAGAGAAGCAGAGGAAAGAAUCUGCUCGUCUCCAGACAGUGAACAGAAAGCUGAGUGCCAUGAACAAGCUUUUGAUGGAAGAGAACGACCGUUUGCAGAAGCAAGUCUCCCACUUGGUUUACGAGAAUGGAUUCAUGAAACAUCGAAUCCACACUGCAUCUGGGACGACCACAGACAACAGCUGCGAGUCUGUGGUCGUGAGUGGUCAGCAACGUCAGCAGCAAAACCCAACACAUCAGCAUCCUCAACGUGAUGCUAACAACCCAGCUGGUCUUCUCUCGAUUGCGGAGGAGACCUUGGCGGAGUUCCUUUGCAAGGCUACAGGAACUGCUGUCGACUGGGUUCAGAUGAUUGGGAUGAAGCCUGGUCCGGAUUCUAUUGGCAUCGUAGCUGUUUCACGCAACUGCAGUGGAAUAGCAGCACGUGCCUGUGGCCUCGUGAGUUUAGAACCCAUGAAGGUUGCUGAAAUCCUCAAAGAUCGUCCAUCUUGGUUCCGUGACUGUCGAUGUGUCGAGACUCUGAGUGUAAUACCCACUGGAACUGGUGGUACUAUCGAGCUUGUGAACACUCAGAUUUAUGCUCCGACAACUUUAGCAGCAGCUCGUGACUUUUGGACGCUGAGAUAUAGUACAAGUCUAGAAGAUGGAAGCUAUGUGGUUUGUGAGAAGUCACUUACUUCUGCAACUGGUGGCCCCAAUGGUCCACUCUCUUCAAGCUUCGUGAGAGCCAAAAUGCUGUCAAGCGGGUUUCUUAUUCGUCCUUGUGAUGGUGGUGGUUCCAUUAUUCACAUUGUUGAUCAUGUUGAUUUGGAUGUUUCAAGUGUUCCUGAAGUCCUGAGACCUCUCUAUGAGUCUUCCAAAAUUCUUGCUCAGAAAAUGACCGUCGCUGCUCUGAGGCAUGUGAGGCAGAUUGCUCAAGAGAGUAGUGGAGAAGUUCAGUAUAGUGGUGGACGCCAGCCUGCAGUUUUAAGAACUUUUAGCCAAAGACUCUGCCGAGGCUUCAAUGAUGCUGUUAAUGGUUUUGCGGAUGAUGGAUGGUCUCCAAUGAGUAGUGAUGGAGCAGAGGACAUUACUAUCAUGAUCAACUCUUCCUCUGCUAAAUUUGCUGGCUCUCAAUACGGCAACUCGUUUCUCCCCAGCUUUGGAAGCGGUGUUCUCUGUGCCAAAGCUUCUAUGCUGUUGCAGAAUGUUCCACCCCUUGUACUGAUUCGGUUCCUGAGAGAGCACCGAGCUGAAUGGGCAGACUAUGGCGUUGAUGCCUACUCUGCCGCAUCUCUCAGAGCAACUCCAUUCGCAGUUCCUUGCGUUAGAACCGGUGGGUUCCCGAGUAACCAAGUCAUUCUUCCUCUCGCACAGACGCUCGAACAUGAAGAGUUUCUCGAAGUGGUUAGACUCGGAGGUCAUGCAUACUCACCGGAAGACAUGGGCUUAUCCAGGGAUAUGUAUUUACUGCAGCUUUGCAGCGGCGUUGAUGAAAAUGUGGUUGGAGGCUGUGCUCAGCUUGUCUUUGCCCCUAUCGAUGAAUCUUUUGCUGAUGAUGCACCUUUGCUUCCUUCUGGUUUCCGUGUCAUACCGCUCGAUCAGAAAACAACUCCGAGUGAUCAUCUAUCUGCGAAUCGAACAAGGGAUCUAGCAUCAUCUCUAGAUGGUUCAACCAAAACCGAAUCAGAAACAAACUCAAGAUUGGUCUUAACCAUAGCCUUCCAGUUCACGUUUGAUAACCAUUCAAGAGACAACGUUGCCACAAUGGCGAGACAGUACGUGAGGAAUGUUGUUGGUUCGAUUCAGAGAGUGGCUUUAGCCAUUACCCCUCGUCCUGGCUCAAUGCAACUUCCCACUUCCCCUGAGGCCCUCACUCUCGCAUCGCCGGUAUUCACAUUUGCAAACCAAGCCGGUUUAGACAUGCUUGAAACAACGCUCGUGGCACUUCAAGAUAUAAUGCUCGACAAGACUCUCGAUGACUCUGGUCGUAAAGCUCUUUGCUCCGAAUUUGCUAAGAUCAUGCAGCAGGGAUAUGCGAAUCUUCCGGCGGGAAUUUGUGUGUCGAGCAUGGGGAGACCAGUUUCGUAUGAGCAAGCGACGGUGUGGAAAGUUCUUGAUGACAACGAAUCGAAUCACUGCUUGGCUUUUAUUCUCGUGAACUGGUCCUUCGUUUGAAGAAGAAGAAGAAGAAGAGGGGUCUAAUUAUGUUAGAUAUUAAAGUUAGAAUGCUGUUUUGGCUAAGCUUUGUGAAAUUAGAGGGCCAAUAUGUAAUGUGUAAUAUGGACAAAUGUGAUGUGAUGAUGUCUCUUAAUCAAUUAUGACACUAUGUAUGGCAUGAUUUUUCUAUGAGAUUGUGCUUUUAUGUUAUUUUUGUUGAUGUUCUACU
Molecule: messenger RNA, 2997 nt
Organism: Thlaspi arvense
Lineage: Eukaryota; Viridiplantae; Streptophyta; Magnoliopsida; Brassicales; Brassicaceae
Source: the annotation of a GenBank genome assembly